AUGCCUAUGUCCAUCACGGAGUUUCCGGCCUUGGUAGAGAAGGCGAACGUUGUAGAGCGGCUAGAGAGCGUCGGCAAGCCGACGAAGACUGUUGGUGGGCCAACUGGGUCCAAGAGUAGUGGUGGUUCUCAGAGGAAGUCUUAUGACAGGCCCCAACAACAAGGGGGUUCUGCCACAAGGAAGUAUACUGAGAGAGCUAGGAGUGGAGCUCAGGCUGUUAGAUGUUAUCGGUGUGGUGGGCCACAUAUUGUCAGAGACUACACUUCUGCACAGCCUAAGGGUUUUAGGUGCAGCAAGUUUGGCCAUCUGGACAAGGAUUUCCCAGUUGGGGCAAGUCAGUCUAGAGGUGCUCAGAGGGUGGAGCGACCUAGAGUAGCAGGGCGAGUUUUUGCUUUGACAGGAGCGGAUGCUUCCACUUCACCAGACUUGGUGAAAGGGAAGGGCAAAGCUGCAGGUACAGAGGUUUCUAUCCUGUUUGAUUCUGGUGCUACACAUUCUUUUAUAUAUGUAGAUUGUGUGAGGAGAUUGGGUUUGUCGGUAUCUGCAUUGCAUGUUGAUUUGUCUGUGUCUACUCCGGCUUCAGUUUCUGUAGUGAUGUCGGAGAUGUGUGUGAGAUGCCCGAUAGAGGUGUUUGGUAGGAGGUUCGAAGUGAACCUGAUUGUAUUGCCUAUGGUGGAUAUCGACAUAAUCUUAAGGAUGGAUUGA
Cajanus cajan (pigeon pea) is the source of this 705-nucleotide messenger RNA. RefSeq lists its product as uncharacterized. The record is from RefSeq and is a predicted model, not a curated record. Lineage: Eukaryota; Viridiplantae; Streptophyta; Magnoliopsida; Fabales; Fabaceae.